AUGUCAGACCUGGUGCGCGAACAAUUAGUCACACGAGCGGAUACCCCGUUCCACUACACCAAGUACAGGGACGUGUCGUGUGUCCUGCCGACGUCGCGGAUCGUCCUUCUGCCCCCGUUGAGCAGGCACUACAUCGAAACAAACGGUUUGUUCACCACGGACCUUUUGAGUUUCUUUGGGCUGUAUUUGCAUAUCGGCAGCGGAGUUCUCGUUUGCGCAUGCCAGAAGAAACAGUCGUUCGCCAUACGAUUCGAUAGAUACGAGAUCCAAGACGUGAUCAACAGAUCAGAGAGAAAUCUGUUGUUGGUGACCAAUUCGCAUAAAGAGAACGUCCACUACAUCAAUUUCACCAAUAGACCCGAGUUCAAGUACCAGGACCCCCACCCGGUGAUCUGGAAAGACCUGGCAGACGAGAUCGAGCUCGCUGGUACCGAACAUAAUAUUCCCAUCAAUUACGAGCUGGAGAGGCUGGCGACCAGUUCGUUGCCCGCAGUGUUCCCCUUGCUGCCCGUGUACGUUGGGCUGAGACGGGGCGAGUCGAUAGACGUCGUGAAUCUCGCAGACGAAGCGUCGACGACGCAGCUGGCACAGAACGCCGACAAAAUCGUCCUGUUCCAGCGUUUGUACAGCAUUCUGGGCAGUUUUGUGGUGUCGCUGCACAAGACGGUGCCUAUUCCAGCCAGCCUCGUGGCCCAGAUCAGAGACUCGCCGCUCGUGGACCCGGUUUCGCGGCUGGAGGCCCAUUUCAGGUUCCCCGUCGCAAAAUCGGGUCUGGACGACUUCUACGACCUGUUCCCAUCGGUUCUCGGGUCUGCGACCAGCAACACAACCGAGUCGGACCAGGAAACAGACGACUCUGUCGAGAUCGUGGAGGAGAAGCUGACUGGGUCUGAGGCCGGUAUUGAUGAAGCUGGAAUACUAACAGUAGACCGUCAUGUGCUUGUUGUUGGCGGAGGAGAGGUUGGACUGUCCAGAGUCAACCAUUUGCUCCAGGCAGAUGCACAGAUCACAGUCGUUUCGCCAGAAUUUGAGCCAACCAUCGAAAAAUACGCGGAAUUGGGACUGUUGACGCUGAUCAGACGCAAAUUCGAAAUGAAAGAUCUCCAAAUGUACGAACUGGACACAGAUAUAAGCACAUUGGAUAUCGAGAAAGACCAGGAACAGAUUGAGCAGGUGGCUCAUAGCCGGUUUGCCAUGGUGCUCACCUGUUUAAACGACUACAAACUAAGUCUGCAGAUCUACUAUCGGUGCCGCCAACUGGGAUUGAACGUCAACCUGGCAGAUAAGCCGAAGAACUGUGACUUUUAUUUUGGUUCCACUUAUAGACAGGGUCCUCUACAGAUUAUGAUCAGCUCGAACGGCAAGGCGCCGCGAUUCACAAACCGUCUUAAAGAACACAAGCUUCGGCCAGUGUUUGACGGGCUGGAUAUCCGCAAAGCUGUGGAAAAUUUGGACUAUCUUCGAACAACGCUGCGUACAAAGAUCCACCCUGGAGAGUCUCCUGCUGUGAUCAAGGCGCGCAUGGAGUGGAACAGAAACAUCACCGAUUCGAAAUCGAUCGAGGAAUGGACGUCUAUGGACAAGUCCGAGAUCGACGCCCUUUUAGCCACAUACGCAGCACAGUAA
Messenger RNA from Ogataea philodendri, 1626 nucleotides. RefSeq lists its product as uncharacterized. Gene Ontology annotation, biological process: siroheme biosynthetic process. The record is from RefSeq and is a predicted model, not a curated record. Gene Ontology annotation, molecular function: precorrin-2 dehydrogenase activity; protoporphyrin ferrochelatase activity. NCBI's taxonomy places the organism in Eukaryota, Fungi, Ascomycota, Pichiomycetes, Pichiales, Pichiaceae. Bases 1 to 1626 code for a protein of 541 amino acids. The transcript is spliced from 2 exons.